Morone saxatilis (striped sea-bass) is the source of this 2108-nucleotide messenger RNA. RefSeq names its product tripartite motif containing 110 (gene trim110). Gene Ontology annotation, molecular function: protein binding; zinc ion binding. The transcript has 7 exons. The coding region runs from base 37 to 1566 and encodes 509 amino acids. The record is from RefSeq and is a predicted model, not a curated record. Lineage: Eukaryota; Metazoa; Chordata; Actinopteri; Moronidae.
CACACACACACAUCAGGGACCCUUCAUCUGCUCACUAUGGCAUCCCUGGAGGAAGAGCUAACCUGCUCAGUGUGCCGAGACAUCUUCAGCAAAGCCCACCCCCUGCCCUGUGGUCAUAGCUUCUGCCCCCCCUGCAUCCGCGAGGCCUGGAGCGACCAGUGUGAGGGCAAAAGUCGCUUUACUUGCCCCCAGUGUCAGGAGGAGCAUGGUGAAGUGCUGUGUGAUAGCUGUCCUCCUGAGAUAGAGGAAGGACAGCCACCGUUGGCUGUCAAAACCUGCUUGAGGUGUGAAGUGUCGUUGUGUGCCGAACACCUCCAACCUCAUCUGGAGAGACCGGCGUUUAGCACCCACCUGCUGGUGGAUCCGCUGGGGGACCUCUCCCAGCGGAGGUGCCCGACACACUCAGAGAUCCUGCGCUACUACUGUGCUGAUGAGAGGGUGUACGUGUGUGGUGACUGUCUGCUGGAGGGCGACCACGCUCAGCACAAAGUGAAGGCACUGAGACAGGUGGAAGAGGAUCUGAAGGUCAUUCUCCAGACCCUGCUCAGAAAAGCAGAGGAGAAGUUGAAAGAUGGAGAGCGAAUCCUCAAAGAGCAUGAGAAUAUUGAUUCCACCAUGGCUGAUUCUCUGAAGCAGGAUGACACCCAGGUGGAGCGACUGGGCUCAGACCUGCAGUUCCAGGUGAAGAAGCUGGUGUCCGCUCUGAGGGAGAUUACCAAAAGGGAGAGACAGCAGGUCAUAGAGCAUGUGCACGAAGACUGCUCCAAGGUGAGAGAGGACAUGAGUCAGACGCUGAGCAUCCAGCACUACCUGGCCUCGCUGCUGGCAGAGACAGACCCCUUCUUGCUCAUCUGGGCAUUUCAAUCAGAUGACACAAAGUUACUGGCAGACCUGAACAGCCCACUUUUCAUCCCUGAAACCGUCAGUGUGGACAGGAAACACAUCUUGGACGACAUAGAGAGCAAGUAUCGGGAGUUCAUCACCGCCACCCUCCGCUGCCUCAGUGAACUAAAGAGGGAGCUCUUAACCAGUCCCUUGACUCUGGACACUAACACAGCCCAUCCUCUGUUGAGCAUCUCUGAUGAUCUUCGCUCUGUGACGCGGGUUAAAAACCGCCUGCCCUGCGCUGCUCACCCUGAGCGUUUCGACCACUGGCCGCAGGUCCUCACUGUCCAGACCUUCUCCUCUGGCACUCACUACUGGGAGCUGGAGGCUGUGGGAUUUUGGGAUAUCGGGGUCUGCUAUCGGAGUAUUGGACGAAAGGGGAAAGAGGGCAAGGCCUUUGGGAACAACAAGGUAUCAUGGAGCUUGACACAGCAGCAUGACAGGAAGCUGGCUGCCUGGCACAACCGCAGGAAGACCCGCCUCGCGUAUCAAAUGACUGGUAACCGAGUUGCCGUCGCCGUGGACUACGGCGCAGGCACCAUCACCUUCUCCGAGGUGGGACCAUCCUCCAACCUGACCCACCUCCACACUUUCUCCACCACGUUCACUCAGCCGGUGUGCUUGGGCUUCGGACUGUACAAAGCUGAGCUCAACAGCCGCAUCUCUUUCAUCAAGGUCUGAGGUGGAGAUAAGGGAAAGGAGGAGAAAAUAAUGCUGACAGGCUCUGAGCUGGUUUAACUUAGACAAAGCCAUGCCAAGACAAAGUGGUGUUGAUUUAUAACACUCUGAUGGAACUUUUUUCAUGAGCCUCUCUGAUGUUUCUCUCCCCUCUGAUCUCUGAGCUCUUCCUCAAGAAAGAGACAAAACCACGUCUCCCAAAACUGUGAUCAGGUGAUAUUGACGUGGAAAUUAUUUCCAGCAGAGAAAAGUGAGAAUGGAGCUUUGGAUGAGUGAAUUUGAGUGGAUACUGGCAGGACAGCAAAUGAAGAUUCUCCUUUGAAAAAGGACAGAAAUAAGCUUGUUGUGCUUUUUCAUUCCAAAAAUCAUUCCAAAUGCAGAUGACUGGUGAUUUAAAGAUAUUACAGUUUUGUAAAAGAAGGUUGUAAAUGUAACUUUUGAUGCCAGAAAUGAUUUUGUCAGACGUUUUUGAAACUGGACACUAACUCAUCCCAUCCUCUCCUAAGCGUCUCUACCUCAGUGUGACUGAAAUUUUGUGAAUACCA